Molecule: messenger RNA, 300 nt
Organism: Cercopithifilaria johnstoni
Lineage: Eukaryota; Metazoa; Nematoda; Chromadorea; Rhabditida; Onchocercidae
Source: the annotation of a GenBank genome assembly
AGAUUUCUCGCUGAUGGUACCGUUGACGAAAAGAAUUCGUUAUGGCAGAUUCCAAUUACGAUCUCCAUAUCAUCUAAACCGGAAAAAAUAAAAGAAAGGAUUCUGCUGAAAGAAUUUGAGCGAGAUGUUACGAUUAAUGACGUGGAUCCUAAAGACUGGAUAAAGCUGAACGUUGGAUCUACGGGUUUUUAUCGUGUUUUAUAUUCACAUGAUAUGCUACAAGCGCUUUUGCCUGAUUUUUCAACUAAAAAGAUCCCCGUACUUGACCGAUUUGGCAUUGCAAAUGAUAUGUUUGCACUG